Messenger RNA from Chinchilla lanigera (long-tailed chinchilla), 2493 nucleotides. RefSeq names its product cholinergic receptor, nicotinic, beta 3 (neuronal) (gene Chrnb3). Gene Ontology annotation, biological process: chemical synaptic transmission; nervous system process; signal transduction. Gene Ontology annotation, molecular function: acetylcholine-gated monoatomic cation-selective channel activity; transmembrane signaling receptor activity. The transcript has 6 exons. The record is from RefSeq and is a predicted model, not a curated record. NCBI's taxonomy places the organism in Eukaryota, Metazoa, Chordata, Mammalia, Rodentia, Chinchillidae. The coding region runs from base 1 to 1425 and encodes 474 amino acids. Gene Ontology annotation, cellular component: synapse; neuron projection; postsynaptic membrane.
AUGGUGACUGGAGGUGCCAACUUGGGAAAGAUUGGUGUGAUCACCAACAGGGAGAGACAUCCUGGCUCUUUUGAUGUGGUUCAUGUGAAAGAUACCAGUGCCGCUGUACGAUUCAGUUCAGUAGCCGAAAAUGAAGAUGCCCUUCUCAGACAUUUGUUCCAUGGGUAUCAGAAAUGGGUUCGCCCUGUAUUAAAUUCGAAUGACACCAUAAAAGUAUAUUUUGGAUUGAAAAUAUCUCAGCUCGUGGAUGUGGAUGAAAAGAAUCAAUUGAUGACAACAAACGUGUGGCUAAAACAGGAAUGGACAGAUCACAAAUUAUGCUGGAAUCCUGAUGAGUAUGGUGGAAUCCAUUCCAUUAAAGUCCCAUCAGAAUCUCUCUGGCUUCCUGACAUUGUUCUCUUUGAAAAUGCUGAUGGACACUUUGAAGGCUCCCUUAUGACCAAGGUCAUAGUGAAAGCCAACGGAACAGUCACUUGGACUCCUCCUGCCAGCUACAAAAGCUCAUGCACCAUGGAUGUCACAUUUUUCCCAUUUGACCGGCAGAACUGCUCAAUGAAGUUUGGAUCCUGGACUUAUGAUGGUACCAUGGUUGACCUCAUUUUAAUAAAUGAAAAUGUUGACAGAAAAGACUUCUUUGAUAAUGGAGAAUGGGAAAUACUGAAUGCAAAAGGGAUGAAGGGUAACAGAAGAGAAGGUUUAUAUUCAUACCCAUUUAUUACUUAUUCAUUUGUCCUGAGACGGCUGCCUUUGUUUUACACUCUGUUUCUGAUAAUCCCCUGCCUGGGAUUGUCUUUUCUAACAGUUCUUGUGUUCUAUUUACCUUCUGAUGAAGGAGAAAAACUUUCCUUAUCAACAUCUGUCUUAGUUUCGCUGACAGUUUUUCUUUUAGUGAUUGAAGAAAUAAUCCCGUCUUCUUCCAAAGUCAUUCCUCUCAUUGGAGAGUACCUGCUGUUCAUUAUGAUUUUUGUUACCCUGUCAAUUAUUGUUACUGUCUUUGUAAUUAAUGUCCACCACAGAUCUUCCUCCACAUACCAUCCUAUGGCGCCCUGGGUGAAGAGGCUAUUUCUGCAAAAACUUCCUCAGUUACUUUGUAUGAAAGACCAUGUGGAUCGUUACUCUUUCCCAGGAAAAGACAGGAAUAAGUCAACAGUGAAAGGUAAAGUUCUGGAUAAAAAGAAACAGAAGGAAACUAGCAAUGAAGAAAAGGUUCUGGUUGCUUUCUUGGAAAAGGCUGCUGAAUCCAUUCGGUAUAUCUCAAGGCACGUGAGGAAAGAGCAUUUUAUCAGCCAGGUAGUGCAAGACUGGAAAUUUGUGGCUCAAGUUCUUGAUCGAAUCUUCCUGUGGCUCUUUCUGGUAGUGUCAGUCACAGGCUCUGUUCUGAUUUUCACUCCUGCCUUGAAGAUGUGGCUGCAAAGUUACCAUUAACAGUGACUCUCCAGAGUGGCUCAGAGCCAUUCCAUAAAGACACAGUCACCCCUUAGAUCUGACUAACAUGUACAUGAAUCCAAACAUACACACUCAUUCCAACAGCCCUUCAAGAAAAUUGAACAUCACUUGCUGGGAGAAACCUGGGUAAAUCUGUGCUGCCCAAGUGAAUUGGUGACUGCCAGUACAGGGAGUUGGGUUUAAAGGAUUCAGAGGUCUGCAGGUCAUGCUAUUUGUGUGGCGGCUGCUUCUGCCUGUAGGGGUUUGGUCUGAAUUGCCACUGGACUUGUAUAGCGCAUUCCCAGCUACAUGGAUGAGUGGAUCUCAGUGCUGGUUUGGGGAAUAACCCUGGCACAACACUUGGCACAGCACACUUGUUUUGACACAAAUUCUAAUAUGCCACUAGUCCACUAAUGUUCCCACACCAUAGAAUUCAUUAAAAACAACCUUGUUUGUGUAUGGUAAGACUUCUAAGGCAAGCAGCAGCCGUGGCUUGUUCAUCUUCCUCUAAGGAUUUUCUGAUGGUGAAAGCAGAACUUGCAGUGAGUGAUGAUUUGCUCUAAGGUCCUAUAAAAAUAAGUCAUGGUAGAAACAAAGUCAUCUGCUACCAGAGGUGCACUCAUUAAUACCCAUUCAUCUUCUACUAGAAAAUCAAAGUAGUAAAUAAUCUCUGAUGAUGGUUCUUAAUGUCACUACAUCUGGUGGAAUCCAUGCCAGGGAUUCUCAGGUUUUGCCUUCUGUUUCCCUGUCUCUGGGUCUAAGGUGCAUUUCACCCUGCCUCACCCCACCACAACGUUCCUGAGGAGACUAACUGGAUUUUAACUUAAAGCAACUUUUGGCUCAGUUACAAACCCAACUCCCUUUAGGAACAUUUUGUUUUAAGGAGAGCUCUUGUAACUAGUUUGCAGGAUGAACUUUUAAAUAUCUAAUCUAAAUCUUUAACCCAUUUACAUGUAUUGUUACUGUUGAUGUGUUUGAUCUCACCCAAGUCUUCGGUUUUAUGUUUUUUGGGUAUGGCUUUCUUGUUCUUUUGUUUUUUUUUUCCCUUUCUUUUCAGCCUUGAUUGGG